AGCGGAGGGAUACCACCGAGGAAUUCUAGAUAAUUUUUAGUUGCAGCCGUUGCAGCUUUAAACACUGGUAACACUGAAAUUAGCUGGGCUCGGAACCGGAAACCCUCGAUCAGUCUUCAGUUUCUCUACGUAGGACGCACCGACACAUCAGAAUCAUGGCUGAGGUUGAAGAAGCGCAGAAGAAGAAGAGGACCUUCAGGAAGUUCACCUUCCGAGGUGUCGACCUGGACCAGCUCCUGGACAUGCCAGCUGAACAGCUGAUGGAGUUGAUGCACUCCCGUGCUAGGAGGAGGUUCACUCGUGGUCUGAAGCGCAAACCAAUGGCUCUUGUGAAGAAACUGCGCAAGGCCAAGAAAGAAGCUCAGCCUAACGAAAAGCCUGAUGUUGUCAAGACACACCUCCGAAACAUGAUCAUUGUCCCUGAAAUGGUUGGUUCCAUUGUUGGUGUGUACAACGGAAAAACCUUCAACCUUGUUGAAAUUAAGCCUGAGAUGAUUGGUCACUACCUGGGAGAGUUCAGUGUUACCUACAAGCCUGUCAAGCACGGUAGACCCGGUAUUGGUGCCACCCACAGUUCUCGUUUUAUUCCUCUUAAGUAAGGUUGUUCCACUGUUGUGCUCUUUAAUAAUAAAGUUUUAAAGCAGCACAAA
This is a messenger RNA of Frankliniella occidentalis (western flower thrips), 650 nucleotides long. RefSeq lists its product as uncharacterized. Gene Ontology annotation, cellular component: cytosolic small ribosomal subunit; ribosome. Lineage: Eukaryota; Metazoa; Arthropoda; Insecta; Thysanoptera; Thripidae. Gene Ontology annotation, biological process: ribosomal small subunit assembly; translation. The coding region runs from base 156 to 599 and encodes 147 amino acids. The transcript has 4 exons. The record is from RefSeq and is a predicted model, not a curated record. Gene Ontology annotation, molecular function: RNA binding; structural constituent of ribosome.